AUGUCCGAAUUCAUCGGAUCGCGCAUCUCUCUCAUCUCCAAGAGCGACAUCAAAUACGUCGGAACACUACACGAGAUCAACUCGGAGAACUCGACAGUCGCUCUCGAAAAUGUCAAGUCAUUCGGUACCGAAGGCCGUCGCGGCAACCCAGACGACGAGAUCCCACCCAAUGACCAGAUCUACGACUACAUUGUCUUCCGUGGAAGCGAUGUGAAGGACCUGACCAUUGUCGAGCCUCCCAAGGAGAACAAGCCUCAGCCUCCUCAGAUGCCCAAUGACCCCGCCAUCCUUGGAGCUGCAAGACCCCACGGUGCACCUGGAGCCCCUCAAGCACCAUCAUCCGGUCCUCAAGGCGCUUUCCCUCAGCCCAACCAGCAGCAACAACAGCAGUGGCGCGGUCCCCAAGGUCCUCAGGGCCCUCAACAACCCCCACCUUUCCCUCCAUACGGUUACCCUCCUCCACCCCAGGGCAACUCUCGCUUCGGUCCUCCUGCUGGUCCUCAUGGCUUCCCCAACGCUCCACCUCAGUUCUACGGUCCCCCUCCUCCAGGCUGGUUCCCUCCUCCAGGACAGGGCUUCCCUCAAGGCCAUCCCGGACAUUUCCCUCCUCAGCCCAUUGGUCCCCCUGGCCAACAGCCUCAGGCCCAACAGCAGAGAUCUUCUGAUGCACAAACACCUGCUCCCUCCAAGAAGCAGCCCGAGUCCGCAAAUGACGCCACAACCUUCCCUCCUCAAGUUCCCGACCAAAAGCCUGCCUCUUCCGCAGCCCAGACACCUUCAGUCGAAGCUGCCGCUCCUCCACCACCUGUCGACUCAAAGCCUGACGUUGCUGCUGCUACUGCUCCUGCUCAGUCGCAGCAAAAGCCUCCUACUGGUCCUAAGAACACUCGUGUCGCCGUUCCUCUUGUUCCUCUGCACGCUAAGCCUGGCAACGCACCUACAAACUUGACUCAACAGCAACAAAGUGCUACGCAAACCGCUGCUGCUGCUGUUGCCGCCGCUAUGGCCAAGCUCCCUGUCUCGGCUGCUGCUCCUACUGACGCCAGUAUCGACAACUUGACCAAGCGCGUUGGUGACAUGCGCACCGAUGACAGAACAAGGCGACCCCGCCAGCCCGGCGCUGGUGGUUUCCCGGCUGGACAUCGUGGCGGUCGCGGUGGCAGACGCCCCAGCAACCGUGAUCUCGUCAAACCCGUAGAGGUACCCACGACGGAUUUCGACUUCGAGACCAGCAACGCCAAAUUCAACAAGCAGGACCUGGUCAAGGAGGCGAUCGCAUCAGGCUCUCCUUUGGGCACACCUGCUGACGAGCCCCAAGAAGAUGCUCUCAAUGGCCACGAGGCUCCCCAGGCCGAGCGCGAGGUCGUCAUUCCUGGUGCCACCUACAACAAGUCAAGCUCAUUCUUUGACAACAUCUCUUCAGAGCUCAAGGACAGACAGGCAGCUCAAGAGGAUGGAAGACGCAUGGGAGGUAUGGAGUUCAGAACCGAAGAGCGCAAGAAGAACUUCGAGACCUUUGGACAAGCCAACGUGGACAAUGGAUACCGCGGUGGAUUCCGUGGUCGCGGCCGCGGCAGAGGUUACGGUCGUGGUGGCCAGCGCGGUGGUUUCGCACCCAGAGGUGGCUACGCACCCAGAGGUCGUGGAGCAAGCUUUGCUGGCGAGUCUUAG
Molecule: messenger RNA, 1671 nt
Organism: Aureobasidium melanogenum CBS 110374
Lineage: Eukaryota; Fungi; Ascomycota; Dothideomycetes; Dothideales; Saccotheciaceae
Exons: 4
Coding region: 1-1671 (556 amino acids)
Biological process (GO): cytoplasmic stress granule assembly; P-body assembly
Cellular component (GO): P-body
Molecular function (GO): mRNA binding
Source: RefSeq, a predicted model, not a curated record